AUGGUGCGCGAGCUAAAUAUGGACACCCAACGGCAAAACUUUUGGAAAGAAAGCAUCCGAAAGGAGGCAAUGGUACGGCUCGCUUGGCAGACGCAGUACUCGAAAGAAUUCGCUCGGACCGGCGGUUUCGGCAAAAGCAGAGCCAAGAAAGUCAGUAUAGACGUCGAACCGGUUAUGAGAAACCUUCAAGAGAAGCUCGAGAUAAAAUUAAACGAAUUACCGGACGCCGAAAUGGAAACACAAGCCGAAACUACGAAGCCGACAAGUCAACCUAAAACUUACUUAAAAGAAAUGCGACCGGCUUCCAAGCGAACUGUUAAAGUCCUCUACGAGGGUUUCAGCGCCGACGGCGGGGGACGUUAUGCUUAUCUAGAGAAGCGCAAGACCAUUAUCCCUGAGCGUAAAUACGAGUUCCCGAUCACAAGCUCGUUCGAAUACGGAUGGAAAAAUAAAGAUGCGAUGAAAGGAAUGAAACCAGCUCAGUACAGCCGUAGUUCAACCAUUAAAGAGGAGUUUUACAGACCUAACGGCAUUUUUACGACAUAA
Molecule: messenger RNA, 546 nt
Organism: Paramuricea clavata
Lineage: Eukaryota; Metazoa; Cnidaria; Anthozoa; Malacalcyonacea; Plexauridae
Source: the annotation of a GenBank genome assembly